GUGAUUGGCUGACUCUAAUACGAGCUACGCCACUGGGGGCGGCCCGAAGAGGAGCGCAAGCGCACUGCGUUGCGAGUCUCGGGACCCCUUUCCGAGACUAUGGCGCUCAACAAGAAUCACUCCGAGGGUGGCGGAGUGAUCGUCAACAACACCGAGAGCAUCCUAAUGUCGUAUGAUCAUGUAGAACUUACGUUCAAUGACAUGAAGAAUGUGCCAGAGGCCUUCAAAGGGACCAAGAAGGGCACCGUCUACCUUACCCCUUACCGGGUCAUCUUUCUGUCCAAGGGGAAGGAUGCCAUGCAGUCCUUUAUGAUGCCUUUCUAUCUGAUGAAGGACUGUGAGAUUAAGCAACCUGUGUUUGGUGCAAACUACAUCAAGGGAACAGUGAAGGCCGAAGCAGGAGGUGGCUGGGAAGGCUCUGCGUUGUACAAGUUGACCUUUAUGGCAGGGGGUGCCAUCGAGUUUGGACAAAGGAUGCUACAGGUGGCGUCUCAAGAGUUCUAUCCGGGACCUCCCAUGAUGGACGGGGCCAUGGGAUAUGUGCAGCCCCCGCCACCGCCCUACCCUGGGCCCAUGGAACCUCCGGUCAGCGGCCCUGAUGUUCCCUCCACUCCUGCAGCCGAAGCCAAGGCCGCAGAAGCAGCUGCCAGCGCCUAUUACAACCCAGGAAACCCCCACAACGUCUACAUGCCCACGAGCCAGCCUCCGCCACCUCCCUACUACCCCCCAGAAGAUAAGAAGACCCAGUAGACCCCUCACACCCCCUGCCUCCCACCUCUCAUCACUCUUUCAUUCCCUCCCCUUGGGGCCCAGUCUGGGCUUGGGCCUGUGAUGAGGGGGCCUUGUUCUUCCUCCAGGUCUGAUGAUAAAACACUUACCAGGAACUAGCGUUGAGGGAAGGAGGGGCCCUUGACUCGGGAGCAGUGCCUCCCAGCUUCCCACCCAGCCCGCAGCCCAGGCGCUGCUCAGCGCACUUCCCUCCCACCGUUGCUGGGCUCUCCUUGGGCACGCGGGGCAUCCCCCUCCUUCCCGGCUUGCUCUAGCAACUUCUACCCAUGGAGGGACUCUCUGGCCACCUCCUCCACCGCAGUCCAGCUCCUCGUUUUGGUAGCCACUUUAUACUCAGCCUCCCGAGCUCCCGUUGGACCAGCUGCGUGUCUUCCCGAGGGCCCUGCCAGGCCCCCUCACAUUCCCUCCGCUCUGGUCUGCGCCUCGCCCAGGAAGCCACUUUCCCACCGGACUGUCAGCCCACAUUCAGUUCCUAGCCGCCCUCCAGCCCAGUCAUACAUGCCUUCCCUUCUCUGUCCUGUCCUUGCUUUCUGUGGCCACCACUGUGGGACUUUGGGAGCUUUACCUUGAGCUGCCAGGGGCUGGGUGGCAUGAGGGUCAGGCCACAGUGGCUGGGGGAAGGAGCCCCUGCUUCCCUGCUGGUGUUUCUGGAAUUUGGUUCCCUUUGCCUUCUCUCUUUUCCCUCUAGAAGAGGCCUCUUGGACUGGAACUGGAGAAUGCAUGUCCAUCCCACCAUGCCAUUUGGGGGCUGCUGGGCAGGCUGGGAACAAACCCCUGACUCCAGGGGCCUGGCCUGGGCCUGUGUGCUGACCAUAACCUCUCCCCAGCCCCUCAGCCUGCCCUCUUCCCUUUAAGCUUCAUGCCUGGUUGGCGAUAUGUCCCCUGGAUGCACUAAAAUUUGCUCUCAUUUGCUCCUGGACUGGCCAUGAAGUGAGGAGAUGGUUAUUUAAAGAGAAUUCCCUAUUUAUUUGACAAAAAAAAUCCAGUUAAUAUAUUAAUGUGAAAUAAACCCUCUUUGCACCUUGAUUUGUUUGCUGGAAAUGUGAAGUAGUAAAAAUGAAGUGACUGGA
Messenger RNA from Equus caballus (horse), 1859 nucleotides. RefSeq names its product WW domain binding protein 2 (gene WBP2). Lineage: Eukaryota; Metazoa; Chordata; Mammalia; Perissodactyla; Equidae. Gene Ontology annotation, biological process: positive regulation of DNA-templated transcription. The record is from RefSeq and is a predicted model, not a curated record. Gene Ontology annotation, molecular function: transcription coactivator activity; chromatin DNA binding. Gene Ontology annotation, cellular component: nucleus.